Messenger RNA from Eufriesea mexicana, 722 nucleotides. RefSeq lists its product as uncharacterized. The transcript has 5 exons. NCBI's taxonomy places the organism in Eukaryota, Metazoa, Arthropoda, Insecta, Hymenoptera, Apidae. The record is from RefSeq and is a predicted model, not a curated record. The coding region runs from base 18 to 722 and encodes 234 amino acids.
CAUAUAAAUUUUUAUAUAUGGCUAACAUAUUUAAUUUGUUUGGUGAAAAAUCGGAACUUCACAAAGGUCCGAUUAUAAAACCUUUAGCACAAUCAGAAACAACUGCUAACAUAAAUGGAGCUUCUUUGAAAAGUAUUAAUCGGUUAAAAUCAAAAGGAUUAUCAAUUAGAUCUCGCUCUGAUUUAAAUGUACCUCCUAUUAUACAGGGCACUCCUAAUAAACAACAAGAAUUACUAAAGCCAAAAUUAUUACAUUUAAACAAUAAUGGCAAAUUAACAUCACCCAAAAAGGACCUUUCAUUCAAGAAACUAAUUGAAUCUUCUAAUAAAAUAAGAGGAACAUCACCAAACAGAAUACUUAAUACAAAAAAUAUAAGAUUACCAGAAUCAUAUGAUGAAAGUAUUUUUAAAAAACCAUUACCUUUAAAAAGUCACAUUAAGAAAAACUAUCCAAAACCAGAGAGUCUAGCACCAUAUUGUGAUAUGCAAUCUGAAUUUGAUAACAUUUAUACAAAAGUCAUAGAAAAUGAAUUUAAAGAAUUACUUCUAAAAAAGAGAAAUGACAUAAUGCUCUAUAAAGAUGAAGGAUUUGAAUCAGAUCCAGAAUUCAUUGAGUUCGAAAUACCAAAAUUACAUAUAUCAUCCAAAUUAUUUAAUGAAAAAUGGAUACAACAUAAAAUUCCUGAUUUACCAAAAUUAUCAGAUGAAGAAGACAAUUUUUAA